Molecule: messenger RNA, 918 nt
Organism: Heterostelium album PN500
Lineage: Eukaryota; Evosea; Eumycetozoa; Acytosteliales; Acytosteliaceae
Exons: 4
Coding region: 1-918 (305 amino acids)
Biological process (GO): cytoskeleton organization; cell surface receptor signaling pathway
Cellular component (GO): cytoplasm
Source: RefSeq, a predicted model, not a curated record
AUGUUGACAUCAUCAUCAUCGUCGUCGUCGAGUCAACAGUCAUCAUCAUCAAUGAAAGAUGUAACAAUGGUUGACUGCUUGGUAUCCGAUGAGUUAAACAAUACUAGUUCAUCUUAUUAUGGUCCGUUCAGUGGAUUGUUAGAGUUACCGACACAUUGGAGUUCCAAAGAGAAAGAGAAAUCCGGUAAUCUCGAUUUGAACUCGAGUAAUAUGCGUGUUACAUACAAGUCGCCAAAGGAGAAUGGCGAUGCCGGAUUGGUGCGUGCCAACCACCCGAUUCCACCGGCAUGCGGAAUCUACUAUUUCGAGGUGAAAGUCAUUAGCAAAGGCAAAGAUGGCUAUAUAGGCGUCGAGACCGUUAAACUAUUUGCAAAUGCAACAGGAAUCAAUGAUAGUAGUUUAGAGUCACAAUUAGAUGAUAUAAAGAAUAGACAGAAGAUUUCAGAUUUAUUAUUAAAUGGUGAUGUCGAAAAGGUGAUAGCAGAGUUGAAUAGAUUAUAUCCAGAAUUCCUUUUAAAGAGAAGAGACAUUUUAUUUAAGUUGUAUUGUCAAAAGUUUAUAGAGAUGAUAAAGGUUGCACCGUUGGAAGAUACAUUGGCAUUUGGCAAGGAUCUAUAUAAAUUCAUACAAGAGUCACCCGAGAAUGAAGCAAGUCUAAAUGAAGUAUUCUCUUUGAUUGCCUAUCAGGAUCCAUACUCAAGUCCUGUCUCCUACCUCAUGCAACCAAGUAGGAGAGAUCCAAUUGUUAGUGAUUUAAAUCGUGCUUUAUUAGUUUAUUGUAAUAAACCAUCAACACCAGUACUAGAAAAGAUAGUUAAACAGGUAAAGGUUGUCAUUAACGAAGUUGUUGUACAUAAUGCUGCACCCUCAGCCAUAUUUAUGAAUCUAAAUGAAUUUAUAGAGCACGAUGAAAACUAA